Sardina pilchardus (European sardine) is the source of this 2335-nucleotide messenger RNA. RefSeq names its product centromere protein T (gene cenpt). Gene Ontology annotation, biological process: chromosome segregation; mitotic cell cycle; kinetochore assembly. Gene Ontology annotation, cellular component: kinetochore. Gene Ontology annotation, molecular function: DNA binding; protein heterodimerization activity. The transcript has 13 exons. Bases 53 to 2206 code for a protein of 717 amino acids. NCBI's taxonomy places the organism in Eukaryota, Metazoa, Chordata, Actinopteri, Clupeiformes, Clupeidae. The record is from RefSeq and is a predicted model, not a curated record.
AUGGACGUAGGGUGCUUUUGGAGAUCUCAACGUUAACAUUAACAUACCCAGAAUGGAUUCUUUGGAGGACGUCUCCGCUCGUUUAAUUCUGAGAAAUGUCCUACAAACAGAGAAAGCCAAGUCUCCAGUAAAGGAAAGGGUGCUAAGGCAGGCACAGCCCGCUACACAACGCCGAAUGUCAAGAGCGAAAACGGAUCGGAAGACACCUGGAGCCAGGAGCCCUCUGGUUGCUCUACAGCAGAAACUUAAGCAACGAGUACGGGAGAGUGCAUCAUGUUCUCCAUCUAUCAGCAAGCAGAACGAGGAAUCAGCCCAAAAGGCUCCUCUGCCACUUCUAGAAUAUCAGCUUUCUACACCCCGUGUCUUAUUGAGGCGCAUCAUACAAACACAAGCAGAAGCACCCAUGGUGUCAAAUCAGCCAGAUGCAAAGGAUGUGAAGCAUAUGACGUCACACACUCCCUCCACGGAGGAAGUGAGGCCGCUUUCCACAGCGUCCAACUUGUAUUAUGACUGUCAGAGAGAUCCAGAAGUCCAGUCUGAGCUGGAUUUAUCGAACAUUACCUUGGAGCUGAUGCAGCCUAUCCCAAAGGGGUUGAAGCGCAAGAGAGCCCCGACCUCCAUCAGUGUGUCUGCUUUUGAGAGACAGCUUGAGGGUCUGACAGAAGAAGCAGCAGAACCUCAUGUCCUGGAGGAUUUCUCUUCAAACAGUUCACUCAGUCUUACUCUAAAUACACCAAGCCUUCAUGUGACCUCUCAGAGAGGGCAACUGCAGCGAAAACCAGUCAGCCGAGAGCUAGUUACUGAGGAGGUGUUUGAUAAAGCUGUCCACAUGCGUUUGCAAGAAACUGAGCCAUCUGGAUUACUAGUAGGCAGAAUGGAAAGAGACUCUUCCUGGCAAGGAUUUACUCUUGGCAUGAGUGAUGUCACUGUUCCUGACUUAACUACUGAAAUCAUAAUGAACAAAUCUACACUUUACACCCAAGACAUCUCCCGACCAGCCACCAUUGACUGUGUGGAAGAGUUAGAGACAAUUCCCUCUGAGAAAGAAGAUUUGGAAUCUAUGAAACAGACUACCAUUACAGAAGUUGGCAGUAUGCAUCCUGAUGAGAUGGUUCCUGAGACUCAAGAGGAGAAAUCUAUGAAACAGACUACCAUUACAGAAGGGGGCAGCAUGCAUCCUGAUGAGAUGGUUCCUGAGACUCAAGAGGAGGAUGAAUUUGUGUCUGGGACGACAUCUGAGCCUAUGUCCGAAUGCAAGGGUGUACAGGAGGCUGAGAAAGAGCAGUUGGACAAGUCAACUGCCAACUCGAGUGGUGUGAUCCCUGAAUCUCACAACCUGGUGGUUGAUGAGUUACAAGUUCAGACUGCCGAGGGUUAUGAUGGAACAACUCUGAGACCGGCUAUUGAGUCAGAAGAAAUCACUGAGAAUGGAUCAGAGGUAGUACAAAUGGCUGGAGGUUUGCCUGAAGAUGUGGAGAUGGACACCCUACAGUACCCAGAGCAAGUUGUCCACAAUAGUGCUCUUUCUGAACAUGGGGCCAUGUCUGAAGUAUCUAUACAAAGGGAAAGGGGUUACAUGUUUAGUGUUGGAGCAGAAAAGGAUUAUGUGAAAUUGAGAUGUGAAACUGGAAGGCAAUCAGAUCAUGUUUUGGAUCCUGACUCUGCUCUGCCUCAUACGCUGCCCCAGAGGACAAAUGAGGAGGAAGAAGAGGAGAAUGAUUGCCAAGAGUUGGCUCAACAAACUCCUGGUUUUGUGAGACGGAGGAAGGAGGAGCCAACUAUUACCCUGUCCCCUCCAGUUGUUAACAGCAGCAGUCCCAGACCAGUUGCUGGGAAAUCCAGACCUCACCAAAAAAGAAGACCUGCUGUUGAGGGAAGAGCCAUCCUUCCUAAAACCCAUGUUAUGACCAUGUUCAAACACUUUGCAAAGACGAAGGUGUCCAGUGAUGUCUAUCCUGUCAUCAAUGACAUUCUGCAGAGGUAUUUUGGACGUGUGGCUGAGGACUUGGAGGCGUUUGCAAGCCAUGCUAAGAGGAAAACUAUUGAAAAGGAUGAUGUGGAGCUCCUGAUGAGAAGGCAAGGAUUUAUGACUGACUGUUCCCAGGUGAAUGUUCUAAUUGAGAAGUUUCUCCCACUGGAGUAUCGGAAACUUCUUAUCCCUAUAGCAACCAGUGGUAACAAAGUUAUCCCCAAAGAACGAUGCUAAGGAUUCCGGUUCUCCCUUCUGUUUUUCAGCUGAUGUUAACCCUUUUGAAAUGUGUGUUGAUGUAUACAUUUUUAUUAAAACUCCUAGUAAGACUUGUACCACAUAAAUAAAAUAAAAUAAAUUAAUGAA